Molecule: messenger RNA, 2074 nt
Organism: Cokeromyces recurvatus
Lineage: Eukaryota; Fungi; Mucoromycota; Mucoromycetes; Mucorales; Mucoraceae
Product: WD40-repeat-containing domain protein
Exons: 6
Coding region: 92-1729 (545 amino acids)
Biological process (GO): establishment of protein localization to chromatin; chromatin organization
Cellular component (GO): nuclear origin of replication recognition complex
Molecular function (GO): protein binding; chromatin binding
Source: RefSeq, a predicted model, not a curated record
CAAUGAUGAUAAAUUUUAUGGAAAAAAAAUAUUCACUUACUUCCUUUUUUUUAAUCAUUUAUUGUAUAAAUAUAAAAAAAAAAAUUCUUAAAUGGGUUGGACAUAUACAAAAGCGCUUUUAGGAGCAAGCUCUUCUUCUUCUUCCACAACUAAAACAGCUACACGAGGCAGACCUAAGAAGCAGCCUAAUACAUCACCGAGAACUCCUAAUCGUGCUCGUAGCAUGCCAGCAUCUAAUACUUUACCAAGUAUUCCUAAUCGUGCACAUGAUGAUGUAACAACAAUAAGAUCUGCUAGUCCAUCCAUAUCUAAUACAACUUCAACAAAGCUUCCUAAUCCUGCUAAUGCUCGAUUUUCUUCUUCUCCAGUUAUUAAGAAUAGAGAGUCAUCGAUUGAAAGUACUUCAAGUUCCAAGAAAAUGUUGGUCCGUGACAUGUAUGAAAAUCUUUUACCACCAAAUAAAUCCAAUUAUCAUUCAGGAUCCAGCACAGCAUCAACUGAUUCAAUACCAUUAUCCCAGUUAUUAAGACCUCAAUCAAAUGUGAAUGCCAAAGAUAUAACAACGAGUGAUGAAACUGCUAAACCUAAAAAGAGAGGUCGAACUCCAAAUACAACAACUGUACAAAGACGGAAACGUACUACAGAUGAGGCAAGAUCAGAGACAUCAAAAAAGAUCAUGAAACGUCAAUCAUUACCCAUAUUAGAUGCUAUUUAUCAACUAAAGCUUGUAAUAAAGGGUCAUACUGAGAUCAACAUACCAGUAAGAGAGAAAGGAGAUUUAGAGGAUAGUAAAGAUAUUUGGUGUUGUGAAUUUGAACCUAUUCGACAUAGUGACGAUAUAUCAACACAAACUGUAGCCAUUGCAGGCUCUUAUAGCGUUCUCUUUUUGGAUACAGAACAAGGACGUUAUAUAAAAAAAUACACACAUUCAGAAAUGCAAGAAGUCUUUUAUUGUAUGUCUUGGACUACAUUGCAGGGUAAGGAAUUAUUGAAUGAACAAGCGACAGAGGAUGAUCCUGGCUGCAAUAUAUUGGCAGUAGCAGGUCGAUUGGGUUCUAUCAAAUUAUUAAAUCCUUUGCAAAAUGAAUGUUAUCGUUAUCUAUUUGGACAUCGUAAGGCUGUUUUAGCCUUAACAUUUGCUAAAGCUGAACCUCGAUGGUUAUUUAGCGCAUCGGCUGAUCGAACUGUUCGUUUAUGGGAUAUUGGAUCACCUACAAGUAAAACAGAUGACUCUGCCUGUUUGGCAAGGUUUAAUAUUCCUCAACGAUUAGGCAACCCAACUUCAAUAAGUAUCUCACAUGACCUUUCUACCCUUAUGGUAGGGUGUGAUAAUGGCGAUUUAAUACGAUACACGAUCACUAAAAGACAUAUCCAAGCAUUCAAAGCCAAGACACAAGAGUUUAGAGACAAAGAAGCGUCUGAGAAUGGAGAUAAAUGGGCAUCUGGUGGUGCAAUUGCAAGUUUAUCACCUAUGACGGUAUACCCUACAGGUGACGAAUGGCACGAAGGAUACCUUGAUGAUAUUUGUAUAUUAGGCCAAGAUGGAAAUGAAAAGCAUCAUUUAUAUAAUAAGAUAGUUUCUCGUGCUUCAGAUGAUAUGGAAAUAAUUAUAUGGGAUCCUAAAAAGAGUACAAAGGAUGAUGCUAGUAUUGACAUAUCCUUAGAAUGGCCCGAGUCUGCUGAAUGUACAGGUUUAAAAUAUAAAGUAAUUGAAAAAGGUAAUAUAUGAUAUAAACUAUGAAUAGAAUGUACAAAUUAUAUUGACUUGGUAGCAGUGGGGCAAAAGGUAUUGAUUGCAGGUGACUAUGAUGGUCAAAUCCGCAUUUAUAACAUUGGUGAUGGUAAAAAGAGUAAAACAUUACCUGAUAACAGCAAAGAACAGUUUCCACCAACAAGAAUUUUAUCACAUCCUUCAUCUGCUGAACUCAUUCGAGAUUUAACGUAUUCUAGUGAUACUAGCACGAUUGUAGCUGUGAACAAUGAUAACACUAUCUUUGUUUGGACUGUUUAAAUAUACAUAUCUAGUUUUGUCUAAUAAUAAUAAUAAUAAUAAUAAAAACUACUGUUAUUUUCA